UCUACCUUCCAACAAAAACCAAAUACACAGAUCUAGCUUCAAACAACUAAUCAAAAUUUCGACCAAGAUGUCCGGAAUUGUUGUGAUUUUCGACUUUGAUAAGACGAUAAUCGACAUCGAUAGCGAUAAUUGGGUGGUGGAUGAAUUAGGUGCCACUGAUCUUUUCAACCAACUCCUUCCAACCAUGCCUUGGAACUCCCUCAUGGACAGGAUGAUGGAAGAAUUGCAUAUACAAGGCAAGACAAUCGAGGAUAUUGAACAAGUAGUAAAUCGUGUCCCGAUACAUCCUCGGGUUAUUCCUGCUAUUAAAGCUGCACACGCUUUAGGGUGCGAUUUGCGGGUAGUUAGUGAUGCAAAUACGUUCUACAUAGAAACCGUAUUGAAGCAUCUUGGCAUCAGAGAGUGUUUCUCGGAGAUUAACACUAAUCCGGGCUUCGUGGACGAUGAUAACAAAAAAGUAAGGAUUUUGCCGUACCAUGAUUUUAACAAGGCAUCACAUGGCUGUACCCUCUGUCCUCCUAACAUGUGUAAGGGGAAAAUAAUAGAGAGAAUCCAAUCCACAUUGGUGACAGAAGAAAAGAAAAGGAUUAUUUAUUUGGGAGAUGGAGCGGGCGAUUUUUGCCCGAGCUUAAAGCUUGGUGAAGGCGAUUACAUGAUGCCAAGGAAAGACUUUCCGGUUUGGGAUUUAAUAUGCAAAAACCGAAAUCUUGUUAAGGCUGAAAUUCAUGAAUGGAGUAACGGGGAGGAUCUCGAACUGGUCCUUCUUCAAAUAAUUACCACAAUACUAUCCAAGAACAAUGCUGCUGACAACAUGAACCAUUUGUUUGAUUGCAAGUUUGAGACAAUUCCCCUCAAAGCCAUGCCGAAAGCUCUCUAUGUCCCCCAUUAAUUAAUUAAUUGAUUGGACUUCAAAUCUUCAAUUGUCUGCUUUUUUAAUUAGUUCAUAUAUAAUGUUAACAUGGAUCAAGAUUGUAAUCCUAAAGUUUCCAAUAGAUCGAGAUGAAAUGCAUUGGAAUA
Messenger RNA from Erigeron canadensis, 1017 nucleotides. RefSeq names its product inorganic pyrophosphatase 2-like. Gene Ontology annotation, molecular function: phosphatase activity. NCBI's taxonomy places the organism in Eukaryota, Viridiplantae, Streptophyta, Magnoliopsida, Asterales, Asteraceae. The record is from RefSeq and is a predicted model, not a curated record. The transcript is spliced from 4 exons. The coding region runs from base 68 to 889 and encodes 273 amino acids.